Lontra canadensis (Northern American river otter) is the source of this 1435-nucleotide messenger RNA. Its product is annotated as sulfotransferase 1E1-like. Gene Ontology annotation, biological process: sulfation. The record is from RefSeq and is a predicted model, not a curated record. NCBI's taxonomy places the organism in Eukaryota, Metazoa, Chordata, Mammalia, Carnivora, Mustelidae. Gene Ontology annotation, cellular component: cytoplasm. Gene Ontology annotation, molecular function: sulfotransferase activity. The transcript has 9 exons. Bases 234 to 1283 code for a protein of 349 amino acids.
UCCUGGUUUUUCCCUCCUUUUCUUUUCUCCUCUCGCUCCCCCAAGAAGUUUAUUCUUUUGAAGGUCAAUCUCAUUUUAUUAUUCAUCAGUGAAUAAAUAAAGAACCUCCCCUUCCUAGCAUAUAUUUUGCUCCAAACCCCUUCUCCCUCAUUUCCUCUUCACUUCCCCUCCCUCCUUCUUCCCAACCCACUGAUUGCUAUUGGCAAAUUUAGGAAUUUGAUUAUGAGCCAAGAAUGAAAACUAACAGCAGAGGCUUUUCACAUCCCUGUAUGAAUGAGCAUGACUCUGUGGCUAAAUCCAUCAGCAGCCUAAAACCUGAGUGGAGAUGGAAGAAAACUAAAUUGGAUCACCCAGUUUUUUUCCCAGGAUCAUCAGGACAGGGCACGACCCUUAGGAUGGAUUCUUCCAAAUCUGACUAUGAUGCAUACUUUGGCAAAGUCCACGGAAUUCUAAUGUAUAAAGACUUUAUAGAAUAUUGGGAUGAUGUGGAUACAUUCCAGGCAAGACCAGAUGACAUUGUCAUUGCCACGUAUCCCAAAUCUGGUACAACCUGGGUUAGUGAAAUUGUGGACAUGAUCUACAAAGAGGGCAAUGUGGAAAAAUGCAAAGAAGAUGUCAUUUUUAAUCGAAUACCCUAUUUGGAAUGCAGAAAAGAAGAGUUAAUGAAUGGAGUAAAACAAUUAAAACAGAUGGCAUCUCCUAGAAUAGUGAAGACUCAUCUGCCAGCUGAACUUCUUCCAGCCUCAUUUUGGGAAAAGAACUGUAAGAUGAUCUAUCUUUGCCGGAAUGCCAAAGAUGUGGCUGUUUCUUAUUAUUAUUUCUUUCGAAUGGUAGCUGCUCAUCCAGAUCCUGGAUCUUUCCAAGAGUUUGUGGAAAAAUUUAUGGAAGGACAAGUGCCAUAUGGUUCCUGGUAUAAACAUGCAAAAUCUUGGUGGGAAAAGAGAAAUAAUCCACAAGUGCUAUUCCUUUUCUAUGAAGACAUGAAGGAGGAUAUCAGAAAGGAGGUGAUAAAAGUGAUACAAUUUCUGGGAAGACAGCCGUCAGAGGAGCUUGUGGACAAGAUUGUACAACACACUUCAUUCCAGGAGAUGAAGAACAAUCCAUCUACCAAUUAUACAACACUACCAGAUGAAGUCAUGAACCAAAAAAUUUCUCCCUUCAUGAGAAAGGGGAUUGCAGGAGACUGGAAGAAUCACUUUACGGUAGCUCUGAAUGAGAAAUUUGAUAUACAUUAUGAGCAGCAAAUGAAGGGGUCUACACUGAAGUUAAGAACUGAAAUCUAAGAAGAGUUUCUUAAUAUAUAUGAGAUUAAAGCUUUCUUUUCAUCAUUCUUCACUUUUUUCAAAGUUUAGGUUGGUAGAGGGGUGCCUGGGUGGCUCAGUUGGUUAAGUGUCUGACUUGAUUUUGGCUCAAGUUGUCAUCUCAGGGUUGUCAG